Molecule: messenger RNA, 1284 nt
Organism: Penicillium canariense
Lineage: Eukaryota; Fungi; Ascomycota; Eurotiomycetes; Eurotiales; Aspergillaceae
Product: DUF3500 domain-containing protein
Exons: 1
Coding region: 1-1284 (427 amino acids)
Source: RefSeq, a predicted model, not a curated record
AUGGAGAAAAUCAAGCUGAGGUCGACAAAUUGGCGCGAAUUCAUCCCACCACAAGAUUGCCAACGAAGCAUCGAACUUGCCAAAUCAAACACAUACGAAUGGGCUGAUCACCGGUGUCGAGAGCCGUUCGUCAUUGGAUGGAGGAAAACCUGGGACCAGCUGUACAAUGAGCCUUACAAAGGGAUCACGACCGGCGGCCAAGUCAUUCCAGAUGUGCACCACCUAGCACCUGAAAGUGAAGACCUUGGAGCACCGACGGUUGACAUGAUAAAAGCAGCACAAAACAUAUUCUCGGCAGCCACCCCGCAACAAAGAAAAGCUUUGGUCCGAGAGAUUGAUGCAAACGAAUGGCGGGCCUGGAUUAAUCCGGAAAUUUACAUUUUUCGCCACGGUUUACGCUUGGAAGAGGUUUCCAACGAGAUGGUUGACGCAAUUCACGGCCUCAUGCGCGCAAGCUUGUCUAAAGAGGGAUACUACAAGGCAUAUGGCUGCAUGAGGAUUAAUCACUUCCUCGGCGAGGUAGUGAACGGAAAGGAGGUACUUAACGCCAACUCCUACAACUUCACCAUUUUUGGAACACCAUCUGAAACCGAGCCUUGGGGCUGGCAAAUGUUUGGACAUCAUUUAGAUAUCAAUUGUUUUGUGGUUGGGAAGCAGAUGGUCGUCACGCCGGUUUUUAUGGGUGCGGAACCUAAUGUUAUUGACGACGGGCCAUAUAAAGGGAUCGAACUCUUUACGGACCAGGAACAGACGGCUCUUAAGCUGAUCAACGCGAUGGACCAGGAAGGUAUCAAACGGGUACGAGUUUUUGAGGAGUUACAAGGUCCAGAAUAUCCUGGAUGGCGGUAUCACCAUGCAGAUCAACGGCAUCUGGGCGGCGCCUUCCAGGAUAACCGGGUGAUUCCAUACGAGGGCUCUAAAGUCACCACCUUCUCAAUUGCGGAACAAGAUCUAGUUCGCCAGCUGAUUGGUUUAAGUAUUAACUACCUCCCUGAAAGAGCCCUGGCUGCGAAGAUGAAGGAAAUCGAAGCGCAAUGGGAGGAAACAUAUUUCGCCUGGAUUGGGGCGUUCAAAAGAGAAAACGGCUUUUACUACAAAGUGCAUUCACCAGUAAUCAUGGUGGAGUUUGAUCACCAUUCAGGGGUAUUUCUGAACAAUGCGCUUGCUUUGCCGUUUCACAUCCAUACCUUGGUGAGAACUCCGAAUGGUAACGACUACGGGAAGGAAAUACUUCGUCAAUACCGUCAGAAUAAGGGAUCAGCGAAUAAUCAACAAGGGAUCUGA